CAGUCGUUGUGUGGACAUUGUGUCGCAAUAAUAUCGCAGAUUUCGUUUUAAAUAUUUUUUUCCUAUAUGUGAUAGGUGUACGUGUUAUACUUACUUAAUUUAGAAGUUUCGUAGAUUUUUUCUUGAUACACAAAAACUCGUUUGUUUGUCGUGUUCCAGUGCUUGUCCAAACUGUAUGGACUGUAUGAAGUGUAUGGAUUAUAAUAUUUAUUUGGUACGAUGAGUGAGUUCUUCAGGAAAAGUAAAAGGGGUAGAGGCAAAGCAAAACACGAAAUCUUGGACCGAUACCUAAAAGCAUUUUUUGCUAUUCAAUGCCAAUCUGUAACCUGGGAUACGCCUGUUUUAUACGUUGAUGGUUUUGCCGGACCGGGAACGUACAAAACAGAAGAUGAAAAUUCCAACGAAGAAAUAGGAUCACCUAUUGUUGCAUACCAGGCCGCCUCGGAACAUACUUUGAUUGGAAAUUUCAACGCAAAGCACAAUAAGAUUUUGUUGAUUUUCGUAGAGAAAAACGCAGCACUUUGCAGAAAAUUGGAAAAAAAUCUUGCGCGUCUACAAAGUACGAAGACAGAAGUUGUUAGAGAAGUAGUACAGUUCCGAGUUGUGAACGACGAUUUUAAAAGCUAUCUGGAUCAGCUGCUUUCAUCAGAAAAUGAGGAAUUCUCACAUUCACCUAUGUUCGUUUUUGCUGAUCCCUUUGGGUAUGGAGGUGAGUCGAUACCGAUGAAAUCGUUCAAGAAAUUAAUGGAACGUCAAGAUGGUAAAUGGCUACCCACUGAGGUUUUCAUAACAGUGAUGGAUGGAUUUGCUCGUCGAUUUAUUAGUGACUCCAGACAAUCUUCAUCGAUCAACGCAUUGAUGGGCUAUGAAAAUUGGCAUUAUCUGACGGAGCAAGAUAACUUAACGCCAGAACAACGCCGAACUGAAUUUAUUAAACUUUACAUUGACAACCUAGUACAAGGCAUACCUAAAGCGCUUGUCCUGAAAUUCAGUAUGAGGAACAAUAAUAAUCGUCACGUCUAUCAUCUAAUAUUUCUUACGAGCCAUAUCAAAGGAAUAAAGAGCAUGAAAGAAGCUAUGUGGAAAAAAACACAAAACGCAACCGAAAUGGUCUUUUCAGAAUGGAUGGAAAACCGCAAUGCCAGUGAAAGCAUUAUCGACAAGACAAGAGAACAAGUGGCUCGGUGCCUUAGUGAAUUGAUAAAAAAUGAAUUUAGCGGUUUAACCGUUAGAGGAUCUAAACUGGAGCUGUAUAUUUGGCUUGAAACACCAUAUAUUUCAAACGUUAAGAAUAAUCUAAAGAAACUAUUCAAAACCUAUGCGAUAAAUUCCGAAAGAGCCUUUGAAAAAAUCAAAUAUCAAUUUCCUGGCGAACCGAAGCUGUUGAGAGGAACAGUGAAUCGUGAUGAGGAUGAUAUACUCGAAAGUAUAUUGUCUGAAUCGCUACGUUCAAGUUAAUUGUAAUAAGUAAAAUUUAUUUAGAAUAAAAUUCUAUUUGCA
Messenger RNA from Bradysia coprophila, 1500 nucleotides. RefSeq lists its product as uncharacterized. NCBI's taxonomy places the organism in Eukaryota, Metazoa, Arthropoda, Insecta, Diptera, Sciaridae. The record is from RefSeq and is a predicted model, not a curated record.